AUGGACCUGGCAUCAUCAUCCAAACGGAGACCAGUCCGUCGAGACUUGAUGUCUGAACUUGGCGAGGCUCGGAAGAGUGCAGAUGUGAGGAAACCGACCAAGCCAUCGACGCAUGAAUGGGUUCGAAAAGCUUUUGGGAAAGGAUUCUCCCGUCGGGAGGAGAAAGGAAUCGGCGAGAAGAAGGACACACAGAUGAGCUCGUCGGAGAAGGAAGCUCCUGGGAACAGAGCGCCAUGGUACAAAGUCUCCGAAAAAGAUGCGGCGGUGGCUAAAGAAAUCUAUGCCCAGAAUGAUAAAUGGGUUCGAACCGAAGAAGACCAGAGGAGACGACGAGAGAUGACGGACACGACGGAGAUGGAGCCGAAGCGAGUCUCCGAUAAGAAGCCAGAGGCGGAGCAACGACGGAACUCCGACCAGGCUGUGCCCCCAAAAGCCGCGGCGGAGAGUCUUAAGCCGACGAGGAGAAAUUGUGUUGAGACUAAGGGUAAUGGGCUGGAGAUACAAAAAGCCCAAGAAGGGAUCAUGUUGGGCCUUCAAACUAAUCUUGAUGCUAAGGAAGUGAUGUCCCCUCUCAAAGAAUUUGUGGUCAAAGCCAAGCAGGACAUGAGGAACGGGCCACGAGGUGGGCCUAGGAUUCUGAAUAAAGAGCCAAGAAGGAUUAAAAAGAGAAUUAGUAAGGCCCUUGGGGUUAAGAAAAAGAUUGAACACAGCUCGUUUAGGGGGUGUCAUAUUCACAAGCAUGCGUCCUUAGCAAGGGAGGAUCCAGUGAUUGGAGAUUAUGCAUUGAACGGGAAUGUUUUUCCGUCAUCUUCGAAGACGGGUCCAGAAGGUGGACAAACUUCGAAGAAAUUCAAAGAUCCGGUGGUUAUGGGAAAACCACCGGCAGGCGCUUAA
Messenger RNA from Arabis nemorensis, 894 nucleotides. NCBI's taxonomy places the organism in Eukaryota, Viridiplantae, Streptophyta, Magnoliopsida, Brassicales, Brassicaceae. The record is from the annotation of a GenBank genome assembly.